Cladophialophora immunda is the source of this 966-nucleotide messenger RNA. RefSeq lists its product as uncharacterized. The transcript has 3 exons. The coding region runs from base 217 to 567 and encodes 116 amino acids. The record is from RefSeq and is a predicted model, not a curated record. Lineage: Eukaryota; Fungi; Ascomycota; Eurotiomycetes; Chaetothyriales; Herpotrichiellaceae.
AUCAGCUUGUAGUCUUCCGAACUCCAUUCUUCUCUGACGGAAUAUAUUGCUCGUCUUGAAGCGAUCCCGCCCGAGCGUCGAUCCCACCCUUAAACCACCGCAGUUCCACUUCUCUCCAUUGCGUCGAGCUCGACGUCUUCUUCCAACUCGACUCCAACACGCACAACCCUGCCCUCCUCUGCUGCAAUUCCACUCGAACCUGUCGUUCCGAAAGCCAUGGCGUCCCGCCUGCUCGUCCCGCGCUUCUCCUUCGCGUCUCGGACGCUCAGAGCUCUCCCCCAGUUCCAAUCGAGAUCAUUCCAGUCGACGAGCAGAAGAUUCCAAGAAGCCGGUGCGGCUGCGUCGGUACCUGUGAAAAAGCCCAUGGGAGCUUUCCGAGGAGGACUGUUCGGUUUCUUACUUGGUUCGACCCUGGCCGGCGCGUCCGUCUACUACUACAUCCUCGAGGAAUACAAGGUUUCCAAUGAGUUGUUGACGGAGGAUAUCUAUGCCCUACAAGCCGCCGUGCAGCGAAUCCACUCGUACGUGACGGAACUAGAAAACAGGAUGAACCAGACGAAGAAAUGAGGAACUCUCAGAAGUAAAAAAAGGGGGAGGAAAAGGGCCGGGAGUGAGCGAGGGCAAGGGGGGGGGUUUGGUGAAAACGCAAGAAACACGCGCAUCCAGGUGGUGGCCGUUUUCGCCCUGUUUGCUGCUGCACCUGUUGAGUUGAUUUCAAGCCGGGAAGAAACGCGGCGCUUUCCCUCCCAGGCCGAACGAAGCAAGCACAUACAUUUCAGUGAGGGCGAAGGGCGGGUUGCCCGGCGCGCGGUUUCGAGCAAUGUAAAAACAACAGCAAUCCAUUUCCUGAAAAAUUCUCGCCCUUCUGCAUCUCUGUUGUCUCGUCUUCCCCAAUCCCCCGCGAUGAAAGAUUCUCGAUAUAGUUGUCCAGAGCCGACAACCGGUCUUGAACUCGACUAUUUUCAC